Molecule: messenger RNA, 2031 nt
Organism: Photinus pyralis (common eastern firefly)
Lineage: Eukaryota; Metazoa; Arthropoda; Insecta; Coleoptera; Lampyridae
Product: casein kinase I-like
Exons: 3
Coding region: 69-800 (243 amino acids)
Biological process (GO): peptidyl-serine phosphorylation; signal transduction; negative regulation of canonical Wnt signaling pathway
Cellular component (GO): cytoplasm; nucleus
Molecular function (GO): protein serine/threonine kinase activity; ATP binding
Source: RefSeq, a predicted model, not a curated record
CAUAAAACUAAUCCAGUUUUCUUUGUUUCAGAUACUAUGGUCAAGAAAAAGAGUACAAUGUCCUUGUUAUGGAUCUUUUGGGUCCCUCCCUCGAAGACUUAUUCAAUUUUUGUUCACGUCGUUUCACAAUCAAAACAGUCCUCAUGCUUGCAGAUCAAAUGAUAGGUCGUAUAGAAUAUGUUCACUGUAAAUCGUUUAUUCACCGUGAUAUAAAACCCGAUAAUUUUUUAAUGGGAAUUGGUAGACAUUGCAACAAAUUGUUCCUCAUCGACUUCGGUUUGGCGAAGAAAUAUAGAGAUGCACGGACUAGGUGUCACAUCGCAUAUCGCGAAGAUAAAAAUCUUACCGGAACGGCGAGAUACGCGUCCAUCAAUGCACAUCUUGGCAUCGAACAGUCGCGCAGAGACGAUAUGGAAAGUCUCGGUUAUGUAUUAAUGUAUUUCAAUAGAGGCUGUUUACCAUGGCAAGGUUUAAAAGCAGCCACAAAGAAACAGAAGUACGAAAAAAUCAGCGAAAAGAAAAUGUCCACACCCGUCGAAGUAUUGUGCAAGGGUUUCCCCGCCGAAUUUUCUAUGUAUCUAAAUUAUUGUCGCGGUCUUCGAUUCGAAGAGGCACCAGAUUACAUGUAUUUAAGACAAUUAUUUCGUAUACUGUUCCGUACUUUAAAUCAUCAGUAUGACUACACUUUUGACUGGACGAUGUUAAAACAGAAAGGUGCCAGCAUGACUGGCGCUGUCGGAACAUCUGCGCAACCUCAAACCUCACAAGCUAUCACUCAACAACAACCUGGCAAUCGCUAACCAUUUCUACAAAUCCAAAUUGAAACAUAACAUCACCAAAUGGAUUAAAAAUAAAACCAACAGAGUUGCGUAACGGUCGGUUAGAUUGUCUUAUGACACGUUUUUUAAAUUCACAAAUAUUGUAUAACAAAUGAGUUAUUCUUAUUUCAUUCGUCCGUUCCAACGGAUUGUAAAAAAUACAAAAACUUAAAAAAUAUAUAGGGGUGUGCACUAAUUUUGUUCGCAAAGUGCUUAGGCUCCGUGUAUGUAUGUUUGUAUGAUUUAGUGUGCAAAUUGCAAGUUGUGUCUGCAAGUCUGGCUGUUCUAUAUUUAAUAAGAACUGUAGAAUAAGAAUUAUAUAAGAUUUUCAUUCGGAUCAAAUAAUCGAGUACUUUAACGUCAAUUUAGUUUGUUUAGUACAUAAUUGUUAUAAAAAUUUUAACGUUCUCGUCUCCUUCAAUUAAUACAGAACCAAAGGAGCAUUUGAGACGCUACGUUGUAAAAUGUUAUGUGAUUAUCAGACCUAGAAUAUUAAAAUUUUUAUUUUAUAAUGUAGCGUACAAUUCUAAACUAUUAGUGAGGUUACUGUAUUUGCUUAUUUCACUCGAACUGAACAUGUAAAGUGAUUGAUACUGCUCGACACGUGGUUUAUUAUUAGUUAUUUUAAAUUAUAAUUUCGCCUAGGAUUUUUUUUAUUUCAACCACUUUGUGUCGCAGUAGUGUGCAAUUAUUUACAGGUAUCACCUUCAUUCAAAGGUGCUCUGUCCAAUUCGAAAGUUCAGUCCAAUUUAAUUGUAUAGAACACCUUUUAUUCACAAUAUUAACGCAAAACCAUAAGUAGUAUAAUAAAUCAUCGUUGAGGAAUUAAUUUUACGUAUUCUCUCUCUGCGUUCAUCCGUUUAAUUAAAUCAUACAAUUUUUAUAGUACACAUGUAUUUGUAAAAUCGAUAUACAAAUGUAAAUUACUCUUCCCUUAGCUGCAAACUUAAAAUAAGGUACUGCCAUGGGUAUAUAUUUGAGAAAAUAAAACAACUCAUUAUGGACUUUUAAUGUCAAACUCGAUGUCUGAUUAAUAUAAACAUUGUCGGCCAACAUGUAAAGAUUUAGUUUGUGGGUAUAUUUCGUUUAUACGAUACGUUUAGUAACAUUAUUACAAUAGUUUGAGGCUUAAGCCUGUUGUAUCUAAGUUUGAUAACAGUGUUCGACAUUUGUAAUGGAACUGUUAUAACAGAAAUAAAAUUUAAAAUAUUUA